Messenger RNA from Diuraphis noxia (Russian wheat aphid), 1428 nucleotides. It is a transcript of the gene Taf8, whose product is annotated as TBP-associated factor 8. Gene Ontology annotation, cellular component: transcription factor TFIID complex. Gene Ontology annotation, biological process: transcription initiation at RNA polymerase II promoter. Gene Ontology annotation, molecular function: protein heterodimerization activity. NCBI's taxonomy places the organism in Eukaryota, Metazoa, Arthropoda, Insecta, Hemiptera, Aphididae. The record is from RefSeq and is a predicted model, not a curated record.
UAUCUAUAGUAUUUGUCACUUUGUCAGUUGUCAAUAUUUACUWUUUAGAGGCGAGAGGCCACAAGUGUACAAAAUACAAAUGUAAACUAUUCUUUAAUCUAUGCUUGUAAGUUGAGAUCCUGAAAUCCUGAGUCGAGUUCCGAUAUACUGCAGGCUACUGUAUGUUUUAUGUAUGCUGCAUAAUGCAUUGCUCAACACGGACCAGUGAAUCAGAUGAUUAUUGACGAUAUUACCUCAUCAAUAUUAAUAAUAACGACUAAUUAACGUCAAUUUUAAUAUUUGAAUUUUCAAACGUAAGUACAUAACUACGACUUGAAUUAUUAGAAUAUUUUGUCCUGUGCUUGGGGUGUUGAAAAUCUUGGGACUUCCGCAUUGAUUGUGCCUGUUGAUAAUGGAUAAGACUAUGGAAAGGAAGUUUUUGAAAACCACUGUUUGCGGAAUAUUGAUGGAAAUUGGAUUUCAAGCAGCAGAACCAGGUGCUUUGGAGACCCUCGUCGAAAUGCUCUUUAGUGUGUUAUCCCAARUGGGAAAUAGUAGUCGUCGUUAUGCAGAAGUAGCUGGGCGUCUCGAGCCUCUUGGUGCCGAUGUUAUGAUGGGCUUAAUCGACAUGGGUCUAUUCAAGAAUGCAUCCAGCCUAUUAGCUUAUGCCAAACGAUCAAAUAGAGCUGUCCUCCCUAGUCCUGUUCCAUCUGUACAGCCCCGUCAAACAAGUAACCUACAAGCAGGGACAAGACUGCCACAUCCACCAUAUAUGCCAAGUCAUAUGCCAGCUUUUCCAGAUCCACAUGCAUACAUUAGGACCCCAACACACAAACAACCAGUAACUGAAUAUGAAGCGAUCAGAGAAAAAUCUGCUAUUCAAAAGCAUGAACUUGAAAAAUCUUUAAUAAAAUUUUUAAUAAAAACUGGCCCAACUGAGAGUUUAUUUUUGAACCAAGAAAAUGAUUGCUUUGCUUUGAUAGCUAAUAAGCCACAACAACCUGCAUACAUCUCAGCAUUGUUACCUCAAGAUCAAGUAUUUGACGAGGAUCCAGAUGAAAAUGAAAUACCACUACCUACUAAAAAAAUGAAGUUCAAAAAAGAUAUUCAGAUUAAAGAAGAAUUUGAUGAAAAUGAAGAACAAGAAAAUGAAAACGAAGAAGAAGAAGAUUUAAAUAAUGGUGAUGAAACUGAAUCAAAACCAGAAGAACCCAUUGACAACCCUUUCUUGAGACCUGUUAAGUAUCCAGCCGCCCCUUAAAACUGUUGAACUGGUCAUAUAACACAUUUUUAGAAAAUCAUCUUGACUAUUACUAUUAAAGUAUUUUUUUAAACCAAAUAUGUAAUCAGUCCCAGACCAUUGUACAUUUUGUUACAUAUUGUUAUUUUAAGUAAAAUAAUUUAUCUUAUGAAAAGUCAGUGUUUUAAAUUUAAACUCAAACCUUAAUA